Molecule: messenger RNA, 938 nt
Organism: Uranotaenia lowii
Lineage: Eukaryota; Metazoa; Arthropoda; Insecta; Diptera; Culicidae
Exons: 3
Coding region: 44-430 (128 amino acids)
Biological process (GO): ceramide biosynthetic process
Cellular component (GO): serine palmitoyltransferase complex
Molecular function (GO): serine C-palmitoyltransferase activity
Source: RefSeq, a predicted model, not a curated record
UGCAUGCAUACCUAUACCAUCAUAAAACGUUUCCGCGAAUGUUAUGUUGCGCGUAUUGUUCGAAUCAUUCAUCUUUCUAGAGCGAGCACAUCGAAAGGCAUUCCGGGUUGUUAUUGCAGGGUCAAUAUACCAGAAAGCCAACAGCAAAACAGGCUUCAAAAUGCUUAGCUCAAUCAAAAAAUCCAUCUCAUCUGUGUAUCUGCUAUACGAGCUGAACACGUGCAUCUACAUGUUGGAUCCUUGGGAAAAGAAGUUCAUCAAUGGUGUCAUUUUCAGCAUCCUAGCUCUGCUGAUUUUCUCCAGCUACGUAUACCUUCCCAGUUACACCAGGAAGCUGAUCGGGGCCUUCAUGCCAAGCACCACCAGUGACCUGGGUUUGGAACUUGUCGACCAUCAUCAUUCGCAACCGCUGGAUUUCGGAAUGAACUGAUGAUCCCCCGGAAGCAAUGCACACAAAUCAAGGAACGAACGAACAAAUCUUACCUUCCAACCAACCCCUUGGACCAGAUGGAGGCGAAAUCACCCGUAACUACAACAUGGCACAAUGUGAGAAUAUUUAGUAAGUACAUAGGCAGAAGAUUUAUAAAAGCUAAACAGCAGAAGCAUUUUUCUAAAGACAUACAUUUAAUGAUUAAAUCCAUAAACCUAAGAAAAAUAUUUUAAAGACAUCACUUGAGUGAGCUUAACUACUUGUUCAUCACUUAAACUUUAAUAUUAAUCAUUUUAAUUCCAUAAGUGAGAAUAAGCAGUAAUGACACAAAAAAAUUCAAUAACGUUCCUGUUAAAAUACAAUUAUUGUUUAUUUAUUGAAUUUAAUAUAUUGAAGCUAUUUGAAACUUCGAUAAGCAAAAAUUAGUCAUUUGAUAGCAGCUUGAGCGAUUUUUUAAAACCAUUUCCUAGCCAAAAUUUGAAGAAAAAAUCGAAACGCAAUAAAGAAU